Molecule: messenger RNA, 736 nt
Organism: Puma concolor (puma)
Lineage: Eukaryota; Metazoa; Chordata; Mammalia; Carnivora; Felidae
Source: RefSeq, a predicted model, not a curated record
UGGGAGAGGAGACAGAGAGGGCACCAGCUUAGUCUGUACCCACCAGUCCACCGGCCUCUCCAGCAGCUGCUGAGCUAUGAGCCACACCAGAGAUUUACAAGGAGGAAAAGCCUUCGGGCUGCUGAAGGCCCAGCAGGAAGACAGACUGGAUGAAAUCAACAAGGUAAAAGGAAGAUCUAAGGGGGCAGGGCCUGUGGGAAGGGAACCCUGGACCAGGGGACCUAUCCUGCCUCUUGUUUCCCACCCCCCCCCCCAACAGCAAUUCCUGGAUGAUCCCAAAUAUAGCAGUGAUGAGGAUCUGCUGUCCAAACUGGAAGCCUUCAAGAAGAAAUACAUGGAGUUUGACCUGAAUGGAAACGGAGAUAUCGAUAUCAUGUCCCUGAAGCGAAUGCUGGAAAAACUCGGGGUCCCCAAGACCCACCUGGAGCUGAAGAAACUAAUCAGGGAGGUGUCCAGCGGCUCUGGGGAGACUUUCAGCUACUCUGACUUUCUCAAGAUGAUGUUGGGAAAGAGAUCUGCCAUCCUAAAAAUGAUCCUGAUGUACGAGGAGAAAGCAAGAGAACAGGAGAAGCCAGCAGGUCCCCCAGCCAAGAGAAAUAUCUCUGAAUUGCCCUGAUUUAUGGUAGGGGAGAUGUGGUGGGAUUGAUGGGGUUCCUAAUCACCCCCAGCAUGGAAAAUGAACACAGAAUUGUGAGCCACAGUUACACUAAAUAAAAUAAACUAUCCUCCUUCUCCA